AUGUCACUUUUGAGCAGGCCGAUAAUGGGAAAACAAAACAAGCAAGAUCAAAGUGCACAAAAAGAAAUGAAUGAUUAUGAGAAGAAUAGACUUUUGAGGAUAAAAGAAAACCAAGCAAGACUAAAAGAUUUGGGAGUUAAAAGCAUUGCAAAUUCUUUGACAAGUUUGGUAGAAAGUCAAAAACCAAAGAAAAAACAAGUGAAACCAACGUAUAUCGGUGCUAGAGAUUCAGACUAUAUUCCUGAUUUGGGUGAUGAUAUUGAUGGAGAUUACCACGAAGUUGCUAGAAGUGUUCAAGUAUCCAAAAAGCAACAUCGUCCACAAUAUAUUGCACCAAUGUCCAUGAAUAGACUUGCUAAUUUAACAAGGCAACGUCGGGUGAUUGCUCCAAAUGUCUCGAAUAAGUAUCCAUUGGUUUCGAAUGCAACUAAAGAAAAACAAUCUAGAUCAAAGACUAGUAUGGGUGACUUAAUCUUGAGGAAUAAAGGACCGCAAAGGGAAAGAGAGGUAUUCAAACAAAAUGCGGAAAAGCAUAAUUGUAUCAUAAGUGGAGCAACGAGACAAUUGGCUCUUGUUGAUGAGGAUGAGGAUGAUGAGAUAUCUCAAGCUGAUAUGGAGCAAUUUGGUUUGAAAGAUAAUGUUAAUGAAGGACGUCUUGCGCAAUGUGAAGAAGAUGAUGUUGAUCAAAAUGAUGACCAUGAAGACAUGGACCAUUUGAACUAUGCAAAUAUUGAAAAUGAGAUUGAAGUUGAUGAUAGCGAUGACGAUUUGGGAAAUGAGGAUGAUGUACUUUUUGAAGAACAAUUAGAAGAACCCCAAUUAGAAAAGGAAACAGAGGGGAAGGAUGUAGUAGGAAAAUUCUCUCGGUUUUUGGGUACAAUAGCUCGUACCCAUAGUUAUGCACCAUUGACAUGUACUUCAUGGCACAAAGUUCCACAUAAAGAUAAGAUAUGGGAGUAUGUAUUGGGAAAAUAUGAUGUGCCCGAUGAUGCUAAAACUUGGGUUCUUAGGACAAUUGGAAAUUUGUAUAAGGUAUACAAAUGUAGGUUCAAGAAAAAACACUUCUAUCAAUUUAAGGACAAUAAAACAAGAUGGAAGAAUCGACCUGAAUGCAUUCCUCAAGAAGAGUUCUCAAAACUAUUAGUGUUAUGGAAUAAAAAAGAUGUGGCGAAACGUUGUUCGCGGGCAAAAGAAAUACGCAAGUCUCUAAAAAAUAUGCACACGGCUGGUCCAAAAAGUUUUGCUAGAAUUCGUGACGAAAUGAAAAAUGAAGAUCCAAACAAGGAAUUCCCAACUCUAAGUCAAAUGUUUGAACGUACACGUAAAAGGACAGAUGGGCAUGUAUAUGUCGAUACAUAUGAUGACACGGCAAAUAAAAUUGAACAAAUGAAGAAGUAUGAACAUCUAGAAGAUGAAAGUGAUGCCAUAGAUCCUUAUAUGAUUGUGAUGAAAAAAGAGAAUGAUGGAUACCGUCGACUUUAUGGUAGAGGCGUUACUAAUAGAUUGAUAAAAAAAGUGGGUGGUGGUGAUGCAUCAUACAUGAUUCCGACGGGACUUAUGGAAUCAUUCAAAGCAAAUGAAGUUGAAAGAAAUGAGUUGAUUGAAAUGCGGAAAGAGAUUCAAGAGGACCAUGAAAAAAAGCAGGCCGAAUUAAAAGCUAUGCAAAUAGAUAUUAAAAAACAGCAAGAAAACCUUGAAGCCAUGAUGCGAAAGUUAGCGGAACAACAACCUCGAGAAGGCCGAUAGUUGCUAAUAUGAUUUAUCGUCUAUGUUUAAGACACAUCUAGAAUGUUUUUAAUUAUUUUUUUGUGAUUAUAGUUGACAACUUUGUGUUGACUUUGAUUUAUGGUUAUUAUUUUGAAUUUAGAUAUGUCAAAGGAGACCAUAAAAUUAUAUAAUAUAUUUAUGUUAUUAUUUUUAAGGUGAAAUUUUAGUAGUAAUUUAUAUUUGUAACAAUGUAGUAAACAUAUGUGGCAUCUAUAUGAUUAGGAAAAAAAAUAUUGC
Molecule: messenger RNA, 2004 nt
Organism: Lactuca saligna
Lineage: Eukaryota; Viridiplantae; Streptophyta; Magnoliopsida; Asterales; Asteraceae
Source: the annotation of a GenBank genome assembly